GCCAUUAAGAGCUCCCAAAUCCCUAACGCAUUAGGUAUUCGUCUAACGGAUCGGCGGCAAAAGCAAUCAUUGAGACCCGGCUAAAAACCCCUUUUUGUGGCAGCUGGAAUCAUUUCCCCGAUGCGGCUCUGCAUCGCAUGCUCGGGGUCUCGAUCUUCGAACCCUUCCGAUCCCAUCGGUCCUGAUAAUCUUGAUCUGAGUUCGGAUUUUUGAGGCACUCGGAUCAUCUUCGUAUUUGGUCGAGGUUGGCGCUGUCGAUCUUGCCUACCUACUGACUGGCCUUUGAUCAUCGCCCCCUCGAGAUCUGGCCGGAGCAGUCGUGUUUGAUCGGCUCAGAGGAUAGGGAGUGAGGCAAAGGUCGGUUUUUUAACGCGUUUGGGACUUCAUUUUCUGGUUCCGGUUUGUGUUCUUAAUCCCGCGGCGAUUAGACUUGAUCCGGCGCUUCCUGCUGCUCUGAUUGCAGCAUCUGCUGAAAGGAGUAAUUUUAUACGUUUUGUUUUCGAAAUUUUUCCUACUGUUGCUUAUAUUGAUUGAAUCGCGUGGACAUGCGGCGGAGGGCGCCCGAGUAUCGGCGCCCAUCCAGGAGGCGUCUCUCGUACUGGAUCUGCUUGUUCCUUGGAAUAUCUAUCGCAGCAGGUUUAGUUCUCUUCUUCUUUCAACAUCAUCACGAGGAUGGAUUUGAACCGCAUGUAAGGGAGAAGCUUGUAGCAGAUAAGGAGAUCCAUCAUGAAACUCUUAAUCUCUCCCAAGAACUCUUUAGUGUUACUUCGUUUGCCAGACAACUUGCCGAUCAGAUGACACUAGCCAAGGCCUAUGUAAUCAUUGCCAAGGAGCAUAAUAAUCUUCAACUUGCUUGGGAGUUUAGCUUGCAGAUAAGAAAUGGUCAGCGGUUGCUCUCUCAAGCUGCUGAGAGAGGGAAAGCAAUAAGCCUAGAAGAAGCUAAUCCGAUAAUUAGUCAGCUAGCACAACUUAUAUACAAUGCUCAAGAUUACCAUUAUGACAUCAGCACUAUAAUAACAACAUUAAAGAGCCAUAUACAUGCCCUUGAAGAACGUGCGCAUUUGGCAACCAUGCAGAGUGCAGAGUUUGGUCAAUUAGCUGCAGAGUCCAUACCCAAAAGUUUACAUUGUUUUAACAUAAAACUCACAGAAGAGUGGUUUAGAAAUUCAUCUAUCAGAAAAUCAUCAGAAGAUGGCAAGAACCUGCCUCGACAUGUUGACAACAAUCUCUACCAUUUCUGUCUAUUCUCUGAUAAUGUGUUGGCUACUUCUGUUGUCGUGAAUUCCACAGUUUCAAAUGCUGAACAUCCCCAACAGUUUGUAUUUCAUGUAGUCACAGAUGAAGUCAAUUACAGGGCCAUGACUACUUGGUUUUUGAGGAAUGAUUUCAGAGGAUGUACAGUUGAAGUUCGAAGCACAAAAGAGUUGGUUUGGUUGAAUACUUCUCUGUCUCCUUUUAUCGAACAGCUAAUCCGUGCAGGAUAUCAGAAUGGGGAAACAACAUUGCAGGAUCCUAAUUCUUCUUCUUUGCUGAAUCACUUGCGAUUCUACAUCCCACAGAUAUUGCCUCAGUUGGAGAAGGUGGUGUUUCUCGACGAUGAUGUUGUGGUACAAAAGGAUCUAACCCCUUUGUUCUCAGUAGAAUUACAUGAGAAUGUUAUCGGAGCAGUGGAGACUUGUCUCGAAGCAUACCAUCGGUUCUACAAGUAUCUUAAUUUUUCCAAUUCCAUCAUUAGCUCAAAAUUCGAUCCACAAGCAUGUGGGUGGGCUUUUGGCAUGAAUAUAUUUGACCUCAUAGCAUGGAGGAAGGCCAAUGUUACUGCAAAAUAUCACUAUUGGCAGGAGCAGAAUGCAGAUCAUAUGCUCUGGAAGAAGGGGACUCUAGCUCCUGGUCUUCUGGCAUUUUACGGGUUGAUCGAACCCCUCGAUCGCAGAUGGCAUGUACUCGGGUUGGGAUAUGAUUGGGAAAUCGAUGAUCGGUUGAUUCACAGUGCUGCUGUCGUGCACUUCAACGGGAACAUGAAGCCCUGGCUCAAACUAGCUAUAAGCAAAUAUAAGCAUUUGUGGGAACAAUACAUAGACUUUUCGCACCCAUCGGUUAGAGAUUGUAUAAUGCAAUAAGCCUCUGGGUUUCUUUCUCCCUCUGUAUUUUCUCAUAUUUCUUAUAGCAUUCUCGCGCGCAUUGAUCAAUUCUUAUCAUUCGAGUCGAAAGACCUGAUAGCAGGGAGGAUCACCAGCAUCAUACAAUGUGGAAAUUCAACAAUUCAUUUUACAAGGUGUAAUACUUUAUUCAUUUUUGGAUUGGCUUUUUUAGUCUUUUUCUAAACUCAACUCAGAGCAUGGCCAGUGUAAUACAUAUUGUACAACAAUUGUCUUGGAAUCUACAUUACUCGAUCUCUUGAAUGAGAUUAUGCUUCA
Molecule: messenger RNA, 2417 nt
Organism: Zingiber officinale
Lineage: Eukaryota; Viridiplantae; Streptophyta; Magnoliopsida; Zingiberales; Zingiberaceae
Product: hexosyltransferase GAUT11-like
Exons: 2
Coding region: 546-2120 (524 amino acids)
Molecular function (GO): polygalacturonate 4-alpha-galacturonosyltransferase activity
Source: RefSeq, a predicted model, not a curated record